GGAUUAUCACCGCCAAAGAUCCCGUGAAUGCUGAGAAAGUCACCGAGUUUGAGAUGUGAUCGCUGGGUCUUGGCCAAUCCACGAGUCAUGGGGCUUUUUGGCUCGUCAUUCAAAGACAUGUGUGGAUGUUAGAAGAAGAAAGUUCAGGAUGGAUCCACGAGGGAGACGGAAAGCAAGAGCAGAUGCGGGCAGAGAUAAAAAGCCCCUCAUGGACCACACUUGCUCUUCCCUUUGACCCCUCGAUAGAACACCACCCGUGAAUUUCUACACCACAGCCAACAGCAUGCCUUCCCUCAACGGACGAGAAGUCGGUCCCACCGGCUAUGGAACCAUGAGAAUGACCUGGGUCCCCCAGCCUCCCCCACAAGAGCAAUGCUUCGAAACCUUAAACACCACUCUCAAUCUGGGUGCCAACUUCUGGAACGCAGGCGAGCUCUACGGUACGCCCGAGUACAACUCGCUCCACCUGCUGAACAAGUACUUCACCGAAUACCCCGAGAACGCCAGCAAGGUCGUUCUAAGCAUCAAGGGCGGGACGAAGCGUGGCGAACUCACCCCCGAUAGCUCCGAGGUCAACAUCCGUCGGAGUGUGGAUGAAUGCCUGCGCGUGUUAGACGGAAAGAAGACAAUCGACAUCUUCGAAUGCGCCAGGCAAGAUCCCAACGUGCCGGUGGAGCAGCAAGUGACUGUUCUGGCGCAGUUGGUCAAGGAGGGCAAAAUUGGAGGCAUUGGCCUGAGCGAAGUAAAUGCUGAGACCAUUCAAAGAGCUCACAAGGUCCACCCAAUCGCGGCUGUAGAGGUUGAGAUGUCCCUUUGGGACACCACAAUCCUUCACAAUGACGUCGCCAAGGUCUGCGCUGAGCUCAACAUCCCGGUUGUGGCCUACUCGCCUCUGGGUCGAGGUGUGUUGGCGGGCGCCUUCACCAGCGCGUCUGAGAUCCCAGAUGGCGAUUUCCGAAAGACGUUGCCUAAGUACCAGGACGAAGCCAUGAAGGAAAACAUCAAGCUGGUCAACGAGGUCAAGGAUCUGGCCACGCGCAAGGGCGUGGCUCCUGUACAGAUUGCACUGGCUUGGAUUCUCACUCUGAGCGGCAAGCCUGGCAUGCCGACUAUUAUUCCGAUCCCUGGUGGCACGACCGUCGACAAGGUUACACAGAACCUGGAAGGAGUCCCCCGCCUAAGCGAUAGCGAGAUGGACGAGCUCAAGAGCAUCCUGGAGCGGAUUCCGGUGGUUGGGGCUCGCUACUAAAGCUACGGUGAUGCAAUGCUGGAUCGCGCUCACUAGGGAGGCCCAGAAGGUAAUUAUAUGUGGAUAGACAGCUAUUGAGGUUGAACGUAUUUCCAUUGCUAUGUAUAUGAGAUAAAAUGGUCCUGAAUGGUCCGAGACUGUCAGCGGAUGUUGAUCAUGCAGAUGCAAGAAGCUUCAUGAACAUAAUA
Molecule: messenger RNA, 1437 nt
Organism: Aspergillus sclerotioniger CBS 115572
Lineage: Eukaryota; Fungi; Ascomycota; Eurotiomycetes; Eurotiales; Aspergillaceae
Product: aldo/keto reductase family protein
Exons: 3
Coding region: 284-1249 (321 amino acids)
Cellular component (GO): cytoplasm
Source: RefSeq, a predicted model, not a curated record